AUGAGAAAUACUGAUGACCGGCGGUCGCGAUCACCGGCAACCCGACGAAAUGGUGCGCUGCAGUCGUGUGAGCCCUGUCGCCGGUCAAAACAGCGAUGCGACCAUGAGCGACCCGUCUGUCGCCGAUGUGCCGCCAAGCGAAUGAGCGACAAAUGUUUCUACCACCCAGCCCCGAUGACCAGACGGAGGUCUUUACAAAAUACCAAUCCGGCAAUAACAGUCUCUAACCGGUUUGCAAGCCAGCCAACUUCCAAUGCUUCGAGCCCGGGAUCUUUGAGCGGUGGUCGCACUUUUAUAGCACCAGAGCACCCAUCUUGUCUCCCCGGUUAUCUGGGAUCCACGAGCUUUACUGCAGUCCUGACAGAGCAUCGUGAUGAAAUCCCCUUUGAACCAGAAGAGAGCUCGGAUUCCUACCCUAUCGUAUUGGUGGAGCCCGAGCGGGCCCAGUCCGGGGCAGAUGUACUGCUGUUCCUCUACAGCCUUAGUUUCCGGCAAAAAUUGGUUGACAAAUUUUAUAGCCGAUCAUGGAAUGCCGUUGUGCCUAAGAUUGUGUUGGAAGCUAUCCUUGACUCGAUCAAAGAGAUUUUUGAUGGGUUUAAUCCCAAUGAUCUCAUGCCCCAGUUGCAGAACCUAGCUACACAGAUAUUCCAAAAUUCAUCGCGGGCGAUGAAAACUUAUCCGUCGAUGACCGUUAAGGAGUACCUUGCCUCAUUCACUGGACGGAACCUUCGUUGGGAGGCCAUAGCCAACAUUUUUUCUGUGUGCGGACAGCAGCUUGUGAUCACACCGGAUAAUGAUCCCGAGGUUUCGCAGGGACAUGAGGAUCCGCAGGUAAAGGAGCGGCUCCUAGAGCAGGUGAUAGGAGCCAGCAACGUUUGCCUGAGCUUCUGUGACCAGGCUUCUUCCGCCAAUGAGUUGCUAGCGUAUCUGCAAUACAACGAUGUAAUGCUCCAAACGCAGCAAUAUGGGGACUCAAGUUACCAAGCGUGGCGUCGACUGGGUGAUUUGGUCGCUACGAUAUAUGCGGCAGGACUCCAUCUUGAUACAGAUAGUGCCGAGAACAGUCCCUUUUUCCUCCGCCAAUGGCGAAGAAUGGCAUUCAUCUCGGCUUUUUACAUGGACAAGAUGAUGGCAACAUUCGUUGGUCGGCCACCUCUCAUGAACUAUCGAUACUGCACCUUGGCCCCUCCGCUGGAUCUGAGCGACGAAGUUCUUGUUGCAGGGGGAGACGUUCUUGCCCAAGCAAUAUCGGAGCUUGACAGUAAUGGCUGGAAUACGCAGGGGGCUCGACAUCGCAUGUCACCCUCACGGGUGCGAUUCCUUUUGGCCAUCGCGAGAGAGCGAACCCUUGAUAUCGCAUUAGGAAAUUCUGAAAGCCAAGAUCUUGUCCGCAAAUCACAUGAAAUCGAAGAAAGUGUGCGCGUGGUGUGGGCCGCAACGCCUGAUCAUCUUCGAUACGACCGUCAGCCGAAUAAUGAUGGACUUCGAUUCGAUCGUCAACCGAACAAGGAUUUCCAUCAUGGAUGGCUGACAAUCGUCUACCUUUAUCUUAGCUACCUUUAUACAUGCUUCCUCCUGCAACGAGCUCUAAUCAAACACACAAACACCGGACAUGCAGCUCUCUGUGAUGUAUCUCGCCGAGUCCUCGCCAUUGUCAUCAGCAUCACCUCUCAACGAAAUCCCAUGGUGGAUCUUGACAGGCAUUAUUCUUGGAUUGCUCUCACAUAUGGCCUUCCAAGUGCCAGCGUUCUUCUCGUCGAACUCCUGCACCAAUCUCACGAACCUGGUCCCCAUCCCGUUCCCCUCCCGCGCGCUGAAUUAAUCCGCAACAUUAGUGUCUUCGUCUCAUUACUGUCUUGGGUAUCACGGCCUGGUCAUGGAAAUUACCAUACCUGCAAAGAAGCGGAAAAGAAGUUGUCUCGUAUCUUAGACCAAUUGUUGGACCCCCAGCCCGUGCAGGCAGACAUGGUACACGACGUGACUUCCGGCCUGUCGAGCUUUUUGGAUUGGUCGAACUACAACACUUGGGAUUUUACCGAGUAUUUCCCUGGCGGCGGGGGAUUCGCGCCCUGA
Penicillium longicatenatum is the source of this 2073-nucleotide messenger RNA. Its product is annotated as putative C6 transcription factor. Gene Ontology annotation, biological process: regulation of DNA-templated transcription; DNA-templated transcription. Gene Ontology annotation, molecular function: zinc ion binding; DNA-binding transcription factor activity, RNA polymerase II-specific; DNA binding. The transcript is spliced from 5 exons. The record is from RefSeq and is a predicted model, not a curated record. Gene Ontology annotation, cellular component: nucleus. Lineage: Eukaryota; Fungi; Ascomycota; Eurotiomycetes; Eurotiales; Aspergillaceae. The coding region runs from base 1 to 2073 and encodes 690 amino acids.